Toxorhynchites rutilus septentrionalis is the source of this 4807-nucleotide messenger RNA. RefSeq names its product V-type proton ATPase 116 kDa subunit a 1-like. Gene Ontology annotation, cellular component: plasma membrane; vacuolar proton-transporting V-type ATPase, V0 domain; vacuolar proton-transporting V-type ATPase complex. Bases 477 to 2891 code for a protein of 804 amino acids. Gene Ontology annotation, molecular function: proton-transporting ATPase activity, rotational mechanism; ATPase binding. The record is from RefSeq and is a predicted model, not a curated record. NCBI's taxonomy places the organism in Eukaryota, Metazoa, Arthropoda, Insecta, Diptera, Culicidae. The transcript has 7 exons. Gene Ontology annotation, biological process: vacuolar acidification; proton transmembrane transport.
AUACCUCUCUCCCGUUAACACACAUCGAAAUCGAAAGCACGAAUAGCCUCAAUAAAUUGAGCAAUACACGCAUAUCAUCGUCACGAGACCUCACCUCUCGCGGGGGAAUCAUCACUUCGCGCAGAUAAAAACUGUUCACCGUCCGGCCGGUCCGGGUCCCGUGAUCGCCGUUACUGCGUUAUCUCCGGUUCGUCCGCCCGCUUCUUAUGUGAAUUGCUUGUAGAGGUUGUAUUUCUUUGCCAGAUAAGCGUCAUUUAUCUUUUCCAAGUGCCAUUUGGAAACAAUGAAAGAUGACACGAUAAAACAUCACCUGGCGAAGCUGACGAUUGCAACAGUCUCCAGAAGUGUUGUUCAGUUGGCUUCGGUAAGUCACAUUGGUAGGAAAACACCUGGAGAGAUUCGAAUAGUGCUACUGGGCUAGUUAAAAAGAAGUCCAUAAACAAGUGAUUUGCAGGGCCGUAGACCGAUUGAGAAUUAUGGGUGCUAUGUUUAGGAGCGAGCAAAUGGACUUGGUCCAGCUGCUCAUCCAACCGGAGGCGGCAUACCAAUCGAUCGCUGAACUUGGUGAACUUGGAAUCGCUCAGUUUCGUGAUCUGAACGCCGACAUUAACGUGUUCCAGCGGAAGUACACCAGUGAGAUUCGAAGAUGCGAGGAGAUGGAACGCAAGAUUUUCUAUAUUCGUCGCGAGCUGUCGAAGGAUGAGGUCGCGACGCUGGACAUCACGGACAACAUCCCGCGUACUCCCAACUCGCGUGAGAUCAUUGAUCUUGAAGCGGCGCUGGAGAAAACCGAGAACGAGAUCUUGGAACUGUCCGAGAACAGUCACGCCCUGUUGCAAAAUUUCAUGGAGCUAACGGAGUUAAAGUGUGUGCUGGAGAAAACUCAGGGAUUUUUCGCUGAUAAAUCGGCCGCCCAAAAUUUGGGAGCCACCGGGGGUGACCCGGGAAAUGAGAAUAAACCGUUAGGCUUUGUCGCGGGAGUGAUCCCACGUGAGCGAAUCAUUGGAUUCGAGCGAAUGCUGUGGCGCGUAUCACGUGGUAACGUUUUUCUACGUCAAGUGGCUGUUGAUAAGCCCUUCACUGAUCCGCGUACGGGGGAUGCAAUUUACAAGAUAGUAUUCGUAGCAUUCUUCCAAGGGGAGCAGCUUAAGACACGCGUCAAGAAAAUAUGCAGUGGCUACCAUGCCUCGCUGUAUCCGUGUCCGAGCGAGUACACCGAGCGCGAGGAGAUGCUCCAGGGAGUACGCACCCGCAUCGAGGACCUCAACAUGGUCAUCAAUCAGACCAAGGACCAACGUCAGCGGGUUCUGAUCAGUGUUGCCAGAGAGCUACCCAAGUGGGAGAUUAUCGUGAAGAAAAUCAAAGCGAUUUACCACACGAUGAAUAUGUUCAGUGUGGACGUCUCCAAGAAGUGUCUGUUCGGGGAAGCUUGGGUCCCAACGGAUGAUCUGCAGCACGUGAAGAAUGCCCUCAUUCAUGGUUCUUCCGCUGUUGGGAGUACGGUCCCAUCAUUCCUGAAUGUUAUUUCCACCAGCGAGACUCCGCCAACGUACAACCGGACCAACAAGUUUACCCAAGGGUUCCAGAACCUGAUCGAGUCGUACGGAGUGGCAUCGUACCGCGAGGCGAACCCGGCACUGUAUACCAUCAUUACGUUUCCGUUUCUGUUUGCUAUUAUGUUCGGGGAUUUGGGUCACGGGUUGCUUCUGACGCUGCUUGGUGUGUGGAUGGUUGGUUGGGAGAAAAGCCUGGACAAGAAUAAGGACGAGAUCUGGCAGCUGUUUUUCGGUGGACGUUACAUUAUCUUGCUGAUGGGUUGUUUCUCGAUGUACACCGGAUUCGUUUACAACGAUGUGUUCUCCAAACCGAUGAACCUCUUCGGCUCUUCGUGGAUUGUUAAUUAUAACACUUCAACUAUCAUGGAAAACAAGGAUCUGCAGAUGAAUCCUUCCGAAGAUUAUUCCGAGACAGUCUAUUGGUAUGGUUUGGAUCCGGUUUGGAUGUUGGCUUCGAACAAAAUUAUUUUCCUGAACUCGUUCAAAAUGAAACUGUCUAUCAUCUUUGGUGUUGUGCACAUGAUUUUCGGUGUGUGCAUGAGCGUCGUGAACAGUGUACACUUCCGGAAGCCGAUGAAUAUUCUGCUGGAUUUCGUGCCCCAACUGCUGUUUUUGGUACUCCUUUUCGCAUACAUGUGCUUCAUGAUGUUUUUCAAGUGGGUCCAUUACACCGCCGUCACGGAGAUAGACUCGCUGAAGCCUGGCUGUGCACCUUCCGUACUCAUCCUGUUCAUUAACAUGAUGCUGUUUGGAGAGCAGGAACCACUAGAGGGAUGUGAAGAGUUUAUGUUCGAGGGUCAGAAAACGCUUCAGACUGUGUUUAUCUUUAUUGCGCUAAUCUGUAUUCCAUGGUUGCUUCUGGCGAAACCUUUUUAUAUCAUGGCGACGCGGAAGAAGAAUACUGGCAGUGAUCAUGUUGCCUCUGCCGGGCACGGGGAUCAUGACGACGAACCGUUGAGCGAGAUAUUUAUUCACCAGGCGAUCCACUGUAUAGAGUAUGUUCUCAGUACCAUCUCGCACACGGCUUCAUAUCUGCGUCUGUGGGCCCUUUCGUUGGCUCAUGCCCAGUUGUCCGAGGUGCUUUACAGCAUGGUACUGUUCAUUGGAUUGAAGAGUGAGGGUUACAUGGGUGGUUUAAUGAUAUACCUCAUGUUCUGGCCAUGGGCGAUACUAACCAUUGGUAUCCUGGUUGGGAUGGAGGGUCUAUCUGCUUUUCUUCACACGCUGCGUCUUCACUGGGUGGAGUUCAUGAGCAAAUUCUACGAAGGUCUGGGACAUCCCUUCCAACCGUUUUCGUUCAAAAAAAUGCUUGAAGCUGAGCGUGAAGAAAAGUAAUGCUUGGGUGUGAAUAAAUAGGACAAUGUAGUUUGAUCAUUCAGCAAGAAAUAAACAUGUAGAAAUUAGCAGCAAUAGUUGAAAAACAUAGUUAAGCAAAGUUUUGUUAUUCAUUCAUUUUAUUGUAAAAAAGGCUAUGCAUACCAACAUCCUAGUAUCAUAGAACCACGAAAUUCAAACAGAUCCAUCAUUCCUGAGAAUACUGCAAACUGAACUUUUUUUCUACGGAUGGUCAAUUUCUAACAGUAUCAAGGUCGAUCUGCAAACUUAUCAUUAAUGGACGCCUUGAUCGCUAUGGUGAUAUGAUAGAACCAGUAUUUUUGAACCUAUGCUUUCGAUUUCAGCAACCCUAUCUCUACUUAUUCAGUUUAAUUACAGUUUAAUGGAAGGAAUGGUUGGACUCCAACCGCUCUUGUCGUUUUCGGCAUUUUCGCACUUUUAUGGAUUUUUAAUAAAAAUAACACCAACUUCAAAAGCGCAAGUCUCUCAACAACGUAAUAUUAUGCAAUGUUUAUAUUCGAUUGAGAGAGCUUUCUGGUUUAGGUUAUCCAAGAAUGACUCUUCGAAUUUUUUUUUCAAAGUUUUACCGUUUUGUCUCAAAUUCCACAAACACUUAAGCUUUGAUGGCCAUUAAACAAUGUCUCAUUACUCAGAAUGGUAAACUUUCGUGAAAUUAAUUUGAUUUUAUGAUACAGUAGAGCCUUCUUCUUCAUUUGACGACAGAAUUGAUUUACAAAUACAUAUUUACAUGGUGAAAUUUAGAAAAGUCACAGGAGGGUUGUGUCCGAGACACGACCGAAUCGUUCACGUAGGAUACCGUUAGGUUACCUGUUGAUUUUGGAUAUGUUUGAAAAAUUACAUUGUUAAACUCUUUGAUAUUGAUUUAGUAGCCUCCUGAAAAGGGCCGUUUGUUUUGCUUGGCGUUUACCGAGUGAUGAUGACAGAAGGAUGGUAAACAGUCGUUAGAUGGUGCGUAUCAGAUAAAAGAUACCGAAGAGGAACGAGAUAUGAUGAAAACCACCCUCUGUGAUCCUAGACGAAAUGCCCCCUGUGUUAUGUAUGAAUCAAAUAAAGAAAAAGAAAACUCACCAAUGUAAUAUAAGAUAAUUACCAUUACCGAACAAAAUUACUAGAGGCGAAUGAACUGAAAAGUUUAAACCCUCUUAAAGCCAAAAAAGAAGAAGAAGACGAACAUAAUUGUUAAUUUUUCUCAUCAGUAAAAACAUGUUACUUUAAUAUAGAGAAAACAUAUUUGAAAUGGAAAUGGUAAAUUACUUCUAUAAUUUUUACUUUCUGGGUGUGUAUUCAACGCAAUGCGAAUUUUAAUUGGACUAAUAACACCUAAUACUAUAUGUAGAGAAAUCACUUUUUCUAAUAUUUUUCUCGCCGUAUAAACUUUCCUUGGGUGAAAAUGAACACAACAAAACAGACAGCUCAAACCAAACGACCCGACACUCACCUUACUUGCAAUUAAAAAUACCCCCAAAUUUCAUAUAUUUGCAAUGUCGAUUCCCCCCAGACAGCUUGGUUUUGAUGUCUCUGUUAGGGAAUACAUUUCGGUAGGAACAAAAGCUCUCUUUACUUUCAUGUAUUCGCAAUGCCGAAUUCCCCCAGGCAUCGUGGUAUUGAUGUCUUUGUUAGGGACCCGCGGCAAGUGUCGUCAAUUUCGACUAAUCAGAAGUGGCUAUUUCCGUUAGGAUAGGGGUUGAGAUUUUUCAAUUAUUCGAUAGUUAGUUUCAUGACAUAUAUUACUUUCGUCAAUAUAAAAAAAAAUGAUAUAAUAAUAGAUAUAAUAAUAGAUUUAAGAAUUGAGUAUGAUGAGCGUGAGUGUGAAUGCGAGUGUGAACAUUGUACAAUAUCCUUAUAUCCCCUCCUUUUCCAAAAGAAACUAUGUCACCCUUCUAAUCUCGAGUCGA